UCCUGUCAUUUAUCGUCUCUCUUCAAACACAAACACAAACCCUAAAGACCCUAAACCCCAACUUAAAACCAAAAGAAUCCAAACCCUAAAUCCAAUUAAAUUCCAAAACCCACCAUCUUCUUCUCUCUUCAGCUUGACGCCCUCUCUACCUUUGAUACAACAAACUCUAACAAAAAGCCCAAUAACAAUCGAAAAAUCCUCUCUCUGAACUCAAGGUAUAAUGUUUUAUCUAAGCAAGAUUGAGCAUACAAUUCCUCUGCCUCCGCAUUUGCUGAGCCGUCCUCUUGUUGAUGCGAUCAAGGAGCAGCUUGAGAAGUUAUUUUUGGACAAGGUUAUCGCUAAUUUAGGCCUAUGUAUCUCUAUUUAUGAUAUUCAAUCCAUUGAAGGUGGCUUCGUAUAUCCCGGGCAUGGCUGUCCUACAUAUAAGGUUAUAUUUAGAUCAGUAAUGUUCAGACCAUUUGUUGGGGAGAUUCUUACAGGAAAGAUUGAGGAAUCUGGCGUUAAUGGUUUGCGUUUGUCUCUUGGAUUCUUCAAUGACAUAUAUGUUCAUGUGCACCUGUUGCAGCAUCCGUGCCAGCUGGGACCAGAUGACAUAUGGACAUGGACGUACGACUCCUCAGAACUUCCAUUGGAUCUUGAUGAGAAGAUAAGGUUUCGAGUAAAAAGUAUUAAAUACCCGCCUCUCCCGAUUGAACAGGAUGCUGAUGCAAAGCCUUUCGCUCCGAUGGAGAUUACUGCGGAAAUCUGUGCAGAUGGAUUAGGCCUGGUUUCUUGGUGGGAAGAAUAGUUGAACAUAAUUGAGCUAAUUGAACAAACAAGUGAAGAUAAAAAGAGAGUUAUGUAUUCAUGUAACUGGAUCAUGUGCAUUUUACUUGUAUGUUUGUCAAAUUUAUAAGUCUAAAAGACUCCGUUUCUUGCUACUUUCUGUUA
Messenger RNA from Asparagus officinalis (garden asparagus), 930 nucleotides. Its product is annotated as DNA-directed RNA polymerase III subunit RPC8-like. Bases 221 to 787 code for a protein of 188 amino acids. The transcript has 9 exons. Gene Ontology annotation, biological process: transcription initiation at RNA polymerase III promoter; DNA-templated transcription. The record is from RefSeq and is a predicted model, not a curated record. Gene Ontology annotation, cellular component: RNA polymerase III complex. NCBI's taxonomy places the organism in Eukaryota, Viridiplantae, Streptophyta, Magnoliopsida, Asparagales, Asparagaceae.